Hyaloscypha bicolor E is the source of this 1728-nucleotide messenger RNA. Its product is annotated as acetyl-CoA synthetase-like protein. Gene Ontology annotation, biological process: fatty acid metabolic process. The transcript is spliced from 4 exons. NCBI's taxonomy places the organism in Eukaryota, Fungi, Ascomycota, Leotiomycetes, Helotiales, Hyaloscyphaceae. The coding region runs from base 1 to 1728 and encodes 575 amino acids. The record is from RefSeq and is a predicted model, not a curated record. Gene Ontology annotation, molecular function: medium-chain fatty acid-CoA ligase activity.
AUGGCGUCGACUUUGCCCCGGCUACCAAUCUUCGAAGCCCUUGCAGGACACGAUCCGAAUUCCACCGUCGUGGUUCACUCUGCCUCGGGGCGGAAGUUUACAUAUGGGGAAUUGUUGGGCGAUGUCGUCCAGGGGAAGGAGAGGCUGUUGAAAGAGGGGGGUGGCAAGAUGGAUGGAGAGAGGAUAGCUUUUCUCGUGGAAAAUAGCUAUGACUAUGUAGUGACCUUGCUUUCUAUUCUCGGGGCGCAUUCAAUUGCAUUACCACUUUCUCCUGCAUUCCCAGCACACGAAUUACAGUAUAUCAUGGAUCAUAGCCAGGCUUCACUGUUGUUGUCCUCGAAAAAGUUUGAAAGGAAGGCCUUGGAGGUUAUGAAGGAAAAUUUACAGAAAACCCCGAAGCACAUUCGGUUGGCGAAGAAGAUGGGUGGUGCGGCGUCUGAAAGGGUAACGCUGGAAGGACCUACAGACGGAGGGGCCGGAAUGAUGCUAUACACGUCAGGGACUACGAAUCGACCGAAAGGAGUUCUUCUCCCCCAAUCCGUUAUGACUGCGCAAGCUCAGUCUCUCAUAAAAGCUUGGAAAUACUCGCCGUUGGAUCGCCUGCUUCACGUGCUCCCCCUCCAUCACAUCCAUGGUACCAUAAACGCCAUUUUCGCUCCUCUUUUCGCAGGCUCUACGAUCGAAUUCCUCUUCCCUUUCAAUGCCCAACAUGUCUGGCACCGCUUCGCCGCUCCAUUCCUUCAGAAACCAUCCACUCCUGCUCCCUCACCGAUAACCCUUUUCACUGUCGUUCCAACAGUCUACAAUCGGCUACUCACAACAUUCUCCGAUCUCACUCCAGAAUAUCAAACCGCCGCCAAAACCGCAAUCUCACCGCGAAAUCUCAGACUCAACAUCUCUGGCUCAGCGGCACUUCCUACCCCAACGAAAAAAGCCUGGAACACACUUUCCUCAGGAAAUGUACUUCUAGAACGCUACGGCAUGACCGAGGUAGGAAUGGCACUCUCUUGUGGUCUCCCCUUCUCCUCACGUGUUGACGGCUCCGUCGGCUGGCCACUACCAGGGGUCGAGGUCCGCUUAGUCGAUACGGACACCGGCGACGUAAUUAAGGAGGGAGCAGAGCUCGACUCAGAAGGUCGAGAAAGAGAUGGCGAGAUUCAACUAAGAGGCCCGACUAUCUUUAAAGAGUAUUGGAAAAAUCCUGUAGCAACGAAAAAGGAGCAUGUUGAAGGCGAAGACGGGAAAGGAAGGUGGUUUAAGACAGGUGAUGUUGCUGUUCGUCGGAUCGUUCCUCUCCCUGAGCAGAAUGGUACUAUCAAUGGCCAUGGGGAGAAGUGGGACCGGGGCCCAAUGUAUUUCAUCCGUGGCCGGCUCUCGGCCGAUAUCAUCAAAUCUGGCGGAGAGAAAGUCUCCGCUCUCGAAGUCGAACGCGAGCUUCUCUCUCUGCCGCAAAUAGCAGAAGCGGCCGUCGUAGCUGUCCCAUCGGGAAAAUGGGGACAGAAGGUCGGCGCCGUCGUUAUCCUGAAGGAUAACGGAGAAGAGGGAAGGAAGGGGAAGUGGGGUGCGAUGGAUUUGAGAAGGUCUCUGAAAGACCGGUUAGCGAACUAUAAAAUCCCGCAGGUUAUGAAGGUUGUGGACCAUAUUCCACGGAAUGCUAUGGGGAAGAUUAAUAAGAAGCAGUUGGUAAAGGAAGUCUUUCAAGAUGAGACGAGUGGGGAUGAGAUGUAA